GCCAGCCCUGCCGCUGCUCCCAACCCGCGGCGACGAUGGGCGAAGGGAUUUUCACCAAACUCUUCCAGAAAAGGUCGCUCCUCCGCUUGGUGCAGAAAUAUCAGCCCCUGGGAAGCGGCGAGGAAGAGGAGCCCGGCCAGGAGUGCGAGCUGACAAUAAUCGAGCAGGAGAAGGAGGUGGCAGUCCUGCCCCCGAAGGACGCCUGUAAAUGCCACAAGGAGGACUUGGCAAGAGCUCUAAAUGUUGAUUUACAGACUGGACUCUCUGAGUUUUCCGUGCUCCAGCGCCGGUCAAAACACGGCUGGAAUGAAUUUUCAGUAGAGAACACAGAGCCAAUAUGGAAGAAGUAUCUGGACCAGUUCAAAAACCCCCUCAUCCUCCUGCUGCUGGCCUCAGCUUUAGUCAGUGUCAUCACCAAGGAGUACGAGGACGCCGCGAGCAUCACCAUGGCUGUGCUCAUCGUGGUCACCGUGGCCUUCAUCCAGGAAUAUCGCUCGGAAAAGUCUCUGGAAGAGCUCAACAAGCUGGUGCCCCCCGAGUGCAACUGCUUAAGGGAAGGAAAACUGCAGCACCUUCUAGCACGAGAGCUGGUGCCUGGAGAUAUCAUCUACCUGUCUGUGGGGGACAGGGUUCCUGCAGACCUCAGGCUCAUCGAGGUUACAGAUCUGCUGGUGGAUGAAUCCAGUUUUACUGGAGAAGCUGAGCCUUGCAACAAGAGUGAGGGUGUGCUGCUGGAAGCUGGGGACAUCACCACGCUGAGCAAUGUGGUUUUCAUGGGGACCCUGGUGCGGUACGGGAAGGGAAAAGGCGUGGUUAUUGGCACGGGUGAAAAUUCCCAGUUUGGCGAGGUGUUCAAGAUGAUGCAGGCUGAGGAGACCCCCAAGACACCUCUGCAGAAGAGCAUGGACAGGCUGGGGAAGCAGCUCACCCUGUUCUCCUUUGGGAUAAUCGGUUUGAUAAUGCUCAUUGGCUGGUGGCAGGGGAAGAGUCUCCUCAGCAUGUUCACCAUUGGAGUCAGCCUGGCCGUGGCUGCCAUCCCCGAGGGCCUUCCCAUCGUGGUCACCGUCACCCUGGUGCUGGGAGUGCUGCGCAUGGCCAAGAAAAAGGUGAUUGUGAAGAAGCUGCCCAUAGUAGAAACCCUAGGUUGCUGCAAUGUCAUCUGCUCGGAUAAGACGGGCACCCUGACUGCCAACGAGAUGACGGUGACCCGGCUGCUGAGCUCGGACGGCUGCCAGGCUGAGGUCAGUGGGGUGGGCUACAAUGGAGAAGGAAAUGUUUAUCUUCUGCCAUCCAAGGAGAUCCUUAAAGAGUUCUCCAACAUCUCCAUUGGGAAACUUGUAGAGGCUGGCUGUGUGGUCAAUAACGCCGUGAUCAGGAAAAACAGUGUGAUAGGACAACCCACAGAAGGAGCUCUCAUUGCCCUGGCAAUGAAGAUGGAAUUAGCUGACAUAAAGGACAUUUAUGUAAGGAAGAAGGAAAUUCCAUUCAGCUCUGAGCAGAAGUGGAUGGCUGUGAAAUGCACACUGAAAAAUCAGGAUCAGGAGGAUAUUUACUUUAUGAAAGGAGCAUUUGAAGAAGUCAUCCAGCACUGCACCCUGUACAACAGUGGUGGCAUCUCAUUGUCCCUCACGCCCCAGCAAAAAGCCCUCUACCAGCAGGAAGAAAAGCGGAUGGGCUCCUCAGGACUUCGAGUCCUUGCUUUGGCUUCAGGUCCAGAACUUGGCAAACUAACAUUUCUAGGUCUGGUUGGAAUAAUUGAUCCCCCAAGGGCUGGAGUGAGAGAAGCUGUUCAAGUCCUGUUUGAGUCUGGUGUGGCAGUGAAGAUGGUCACUGGGGAUGCCCUGGAAACGGCUGUGGCUAUAGGACAGAAUAUUGGUCUGUGCAAUGGGAAGCUGAAAGCCAUGUCUGGGGAAGAGCUGGACCAACUGGCAGAGGCAGAACUCUCCUCCACUGUCCAAAAUGUUUCCAUUUUCUUCAGAACAAGUCCGAAACACAAAUUAAAAAUAAUAAAGGCCUUGCAGAGGGCUGGUGCUGUGGUGGCAAUGACAGGGGACGGCGUCAACGAUGCCGUGGCCCUGAAAUCCGCGGAUAUCGGGAUCGCCAUGGGGCAAGCGGGGACAGACGUCAGCAAGGAGGCUGCCAACAUGAUCCUGGUGGAUGAUGACUUCUCAAAAGUCAUGAAUGCAAUAGAAGAGGGAAAGGGAAUAUUUUACAACAUAAAAAAUUUUGUCCGGUUCCAGUUGAGCACGAGUAUUUCAGCUCUGAGCCUAAUUACCCUGUCAACAGUGCUCAACCUACCAAAUCCACUCAAUGCUAUGCAGAUCUUAUGGAUCAACAUCAUCAUGGAUGGGCCACCAGCACAGAGUUUGGGGGUUGAACCUGUUGACAGGGACACCAUCAAGCAGCCCCCCCGGUGCAUCACAGACACCAUCCUCAGCAAAUCCCUGAUCCUGAAAAUCUUCAUGUCAGCACUCAUCAUCAUCAGCGGAACCCUCUUUGUGUUCUGGAAGGAGAAUCCAAAAGGAGGCAUAACUCCUCGAACCACAACGAUGACUUUUACCUGUUUUGUGUUUUUUGACCUCUUCAAUGCCCUGACAUGUCGCUCUCAGACAAAGUUGAUAUUUGAAAUCGGCUUUUUCCGAAACCGCAUGUUCUUGUAUUCCGUGCUUGGGUCAUUUUUGGGACAGCUGGCUGUUAUCUACAUCCCUCCACUACAAAAGAUCUUCCAGACAGAGAAUUUAGGAGUGUUAGACCUGCUGUUCCUCACCGGCCUGGCUUCCUCAGUGUUCGUCGUGUCUGAGCUCGUCAAACUCUGUGAAAAGCGCUGCUGCCACCCAAAGCACACAAAGGGAUGUCACAACUGACUGAGACUGCUCUAAAAUACGCUUGGAACACAGCUGUGAUGCUGGAUAAUCCCAAUCCGUGCUUUGUGACCCACACUUCUUUCCUGAAGGUACUCAAGUGCAUCUGCACCCACAGCCCUUGCACCAGAGACUCUUCUACCCGCUCCGCGUGAGCUGCCUGCAGAAACCUCCAAAGUGGCUCCUGGUUUAAACCAAGAGCAGCUGUAUUUGUGGAACACUGAUCUGUGUUCCAAGAGGCUGUGCUAGUCCCAGGCAAAAGAAGAGUUUCACACCUGUACAGAAAAAUCUAUUGUGCAUAAACUGAGAUUUUAUUUAUUUAAAUCAAAAUCAUUUUUGUUAAUAAAAUCUACAUUUUAAAAUGUUGCUGACAAGUAUCUGAGUGAGACUCGUGAUUUAGACACAUCCUUUAAUGUUUAGUAAGAAGAGUGGAUAAGACCUGCCUUGAAGCAUUUCUUUUCCUUCAAUUUAUAGUGUUUGUGGAUUCCCAGAUAUCCAGGCCUGACUCAGCAAGCCUUUCAAGGAAGCAGUGGGGAGCUGACAAACAGAGCGAGGAGCUGAAGCAAACCCUCAGCUGUCAGUUUUUGUACCUGUGUGACCGACAGGAGAAAAAGGGAAGGCUGAUCAGACCCAACACCCAGCAGUGGAUGGAUUUAAUGGGGAAGGGACUCACUUCCACGAGAGCCUGAGAAUAAAGAUGAGUCUGGAACAGAGCAGGGAUGUGGAGCUUUGCAGCUGGAUCACAACUGCACAAAAAGGACUGAGCUGUUCAGAUCACAUCUAAACCCACUGCUCACAAAAGCCUUCUGGACAUUUUUAGGUGCAUGAGCAUGAAGCCCAGAUUUCUUAAUCGUUAGGUUCAGCUUAAAAGAAAAACUGAGUCUCUCCCAAGCCCAUCUUUUAUAUUGAAAGAAUAAUUUGUAAUAAUCCCAUCUGCUGGUUGGAUCAAUAGCAUCCUAGUAAAUAAUGCUUCACUGAGACAUUUGCUAAAGUGCCAGUGUCAGUUCUCUUCUUGCCCCAACUUAACACCUUUGAAGAGAAGAGUCUCAGACACAAACUUGUCAAAAAACUACACUUUCAGAGGUCACAAUGCUAUGCUGAUAGUCACAAGAUGAAGUUUAAACAGGAUUAUAUUUUGAAUUCACAGUCUAGAAAGAAACAGCUAUACUUAUUAAAAUUCAAAGAAAACCUGGCCAUAUUGAAAUAUUUUUGGUGGAGAGUAGCUCUGUACAAUUCAAUUUUAUUUUUUUAUACCCUUGAAGAGGGUUUCAGUUCUCAAAAACAACCUUCUGCCUUGUAAUGGAAGUAAAAUAAAGUCUAGCUGUUUAUUUUAA
This is a messenger RNA of Cyanistes caeruleus (blue tit), 4195 nucleotides long. RefSeq names its product ATPase secretory pathway Ca2+ transporting 2 (gene ATP2C2). Gene Ontology annotation, biological process: calcium ion transport. Lineage: Eukaryota; Metazoa; Chordata; Aves; Passeriformes; Paridae. The record is from RefSeq and is a predicted model, not a curated record. Gene Ontology annotation, molecular function: P-type calcium transporter activity; ATP hydrolysis activity; ATP binding. Gene Ontology annotation, cellular component: membrane.